CCCACAAACAACCAUCACGACUUCCACCAACAUGCUUAACAGCCCGGGCCUCCCGGGAUUCCAGCGCUUCCAGCUGAACAAUAGUUCACCUGUCUUGGUGGCCGGGAGCGCCAGCAAUGCCGCGGUGCUACCUACCCAGGUUUCCACCGCCUGCGCCAACCCGAAUGCCGGUAGCGAAGAAGGCGACGAGGAACUGCGACGUCUGCGAUCCAACUACGUAGUUCUAGUUGAGCGUAUGCUGCGAAACCACCAGCCUCAUGACGUGCUGAACCAUGUCCCUGAAAAUACGGACUGGCGCUCCAAGACUUUCAAACUCGCGCUCAAGAUCGAGCGUCUCAUGUUCAAGGCUGCCAAAUCUCGCGCCGACUACAUGAAUGAGCACACGCUCAGCCGCCGCGUCAAGAUUCUGUGUCGUCACCUGGUCCGCAUUCGUAUGCGCAAGAAUACGAUGGCGGAGGGUGUCACCAAGCGCUGUUAG
Molecule: messenger RNA, 478 nt
Organism: Phytophthora infestans T30-4
Lineage: Eukaryota; Oomycota; Peronosporomycetes; Peronosporales; Peronosporaceae
Exons: 1
Coding region: 32-478 (148 amino acids)
Source: RefSeq, a predicted model, not a curated record